Molecule: messenger RNA, 519 nt
Organism: Penicillium cataractarum
Lineage: Eukaryota; Fungi; Ascomycota; Eurotiomycetes; Eurotiales; Aspergillaceae
Product: MARVEL domain-containing protein
Exons: 3
Coding region: 1-519 (172 amino acids)
Biological process (GO): eisosome assembly; protein localization to plasma membrane
Cellular component (GO): plasma membrane; eisosome
Source: RefSeq, a predicted model, not a curated record
AUGAGUCUGCGGGGUGUUCAGUUGGGUCUCCGUGUGUGGGAGUUCCUAUGGACUCUGCUCAUCAUGGCCCUCGUCGGUAACAUGAUUGCCGAGUCAUUCGCGGGCAACCCGUCGACAGUCAACUACUCGAUGUAUGUGUCGGCAUUCUCGAUGCUCUCGCUCUUCUACCUGGUACCAGCCUCGUGGAACUCGGACUGGGCCAUCCACCCGAUCAUCAUGGUCGUGGUCGAUGUGCUCAACUGCGUGUUCUUCUUCUGCGCGGCUAUCGCGCUCGCCGCGAAGUUGACGUGCCACUCUUGCAGUAAUCAUUCAUACCUGGUCAGCAACGAAAUUACCAACGGCUCGCACAACAUGUCGAAGCGCUGCCGUGAAGCUCAAGCGACUGUGGCUUUCUUGUGGUUUGCCUGGGCUGGAUACAUGGCCUCUGUCAUCGUCUCCGUGUUCAUGUCCCGGUCAUCGACUGUCAACCUCCGUGGUCGCAGUGGUAGUCGCCGCCGCCCCAACAUGGCCCAAGUCUAA